UUCCCGCGCAUCGCCGCUGCAUCCCGAGAGCGCCGGCGAGGGAUGACGACAGCAGACGACGCUGUCCGAUCCGGGCGUUGCGAUCCGAUGCAUCCGGCGAGCAUCGCAGCAGCCUGGCUUGCUCAGCUCACCGAUCGAUGUCGUGAGCUGAGGCAUUGCGCGCGGACGCUCCUCGUUCGGCCGCCGCGUUUUGACUGCUACGCCCUGAGUACCGACUUGUGCGCGAAGGUCGGCCAAGGUUCGUCGGAGGAUCUGUCUUCGCCGGAGCAAAGUUGCGCCGCCGCGUUUGGGUCGCCGGCGUCAGCGCUGACGGACGAAGUUCAGCGCCCACGGCAAACUGUCACCUUCGAGCCCGUGGCGGGCCUUCAACGCUGCUUGGCGAGUCGCGCGACACAGACAGCCCUGGGAACCGUGUGCGGCUCUUGCAAGGCUAGCAGGCCCGCGGACUCGCCUGGCCCCCUGUUGCGCCUGGGCAUGGCGGCCGACGUGAGCAUGCUGUUUUGCAGCGACGGCCGUGAGUGGGGAAGCUACUUGACUGACUGCUUCCGGCAGCAGGCUCUGACCGUUACCCAGGAAGCCCUGGACGCCAUCUCUCUCCCAUUGCCCCAGGACAGGGCCAAGGCAUUGGGAGUCGCGAAGGUCUCUCUCCUGAUCGUGUCUCCGGACCUAUUGGAGCUGCUGGAGCGGCGUGGCGCCGAACUGUUCUCGGUGGGCCGACUACUCGAAGCGGAACGGGGCCUGGCCAUGCUGUGCGGCGUCGAGCCGCACGAGCUGGGCUCCUCCCUACGCGCCGCCUUCCCCAAUUUCUCGUCGUGGCCGCUGUUGGAGGCGCGCAACCAGGACCGCGAGUUCGUCAUCCGACUCGUCGAGACGGCCCGCGAAAUUGUGGAGCGUUCCGAUCAAACCAUGCGGGGCUCGGGAGCUGGAACGGCUCAGUUCCGCCUCUGUCCGCGCAAAGUGCACCAGGGAAACUCAAAGGUGUUUGCCAUGCUGAACGAGCCAGUGGAACAGACCCAGAAGUUUCAGGUGUUCUUCGAGAGUUCCGGAAUGCACGAGCUGCCUGUAAAAUGGAGGAAUCCGUACGUUCUGCAGUUUACAGUUCCUGAGACGUUCCUGCAGGUGUCGAAAGUGGUGAACGUGCAGCUGCGCUGCGAUGGCGCGCUGCUGGGCGUGCGCCAGCUCAAGUGCGAGUCUCAGAUGUCGCAGCUGCACUCUCUGCUCCAGUCGGCUACGUCGCCGUACGAGAUGCUCAGCCUGACGCUCGGCUUGGCCACACUUCACGACGUGGACAUGGCGUUGGCGACCAACCUGCGCCGCAACUUGCCCGCGCGGGGCUUCCACCUGCUCGGACCGCAACAGCAGGCCGCCCCGGAGAAAAAGCGCAGUGAAGAACUCUUGCCAACUCUUCUGCACUUUGCUGCCCACUACGGACUCCACGAACUGAGCCAGGCACUCCUGCAGUGCCCAGGUGCAAGCGCCUGCUGUCAGAUGCUUAACUGCAAAGGCCACUCACCUGCUCAGCUUGCAUCGAAUGCGGGACAUCAUCGGCUUUCCACCACACUCAAUGAUUUUCAAGCUAGAGCGACUACAGCUGCUGUGGAAGAAGACGCUCCUGUCCUCCCUCCAGCGCGAGUCCAAUCCAACCCGGGUAGAGGCAGUCCGCCUCGGAUGCACUACGAGAACGUCACUGUGGGCGGCCACUACGCAAGUCCCGGCGCCGCUCGUGGUGCUCCCGUGUGCAACCCUUCGUACGGGCUGGCGCCACCAUUGCCUCCGGCACCGCCCGCUGCUCCAGAGCCGCCGAUCGUCGAUGACGACCAGGAGGCCGAGUACCUGAGCAUGCUGCCACAGAUCGACGCGCCACCUAAAGGACAAAGCUUGGUACCAAGCCAAGGUGAUCAAGACGAAGUCAAAAAUGAAACGAGUUCCGCAAAUGGACAAGCCGAUCAAGGUACACCGGAAAUGGUCUUCUCAAAUACGCAGGAGGACCUCGUUCGCAUAAUAGAAAUGUACAAGAAGGGCGUGCCCUUCACGCAGAUUGAGAAGCUCUUUGAUGACUGGAAGAAGAACAACGAAAAUUCCAAAAACGACGAAGAUAGCAACCUCCAGGCUCUCCGCGAGCUUUACAAGCAAAAGCAGCGUGCAGCACAGGCAGCAAAGCAGUCAUUCAGUCUCAGUGACCUGAGGCAAAUCAUCACCGGCAAGGGAAACAGGCGCGGAAGCCGGAGUCGUGACAUCCAGCACACAACACUGCCUAACAUGAAGCAAGACGACUCCUCUGAUGGCUGUCGACGUGUCAGCACGCUUAGUGCCGUCUCUACAUCCAGCAGUGGCAGUUCCAGUUCAAGCGACCGAUUAAGCACGCUGAGUUCGAUGAGCGCGUACGACAGCGGGGCGCAUUCAGAUUCAUGCGAGGAAGGACGGCCGCCGCCGCGGCCCCCGCGACUGCCGGCGCCGCGAAACCCCAAAGCGGCGAUGCACCAGUACUACGCCUUUGCGCCAGGCAGCGCCGACCGGAAAGCGUCCCACCACCACUCGCCGGCUUGCCCUCAGGCCGGAGACACUGCAGCGUCCACCAUCUCGGAAGUCAGGGGGAACAGCAUACCGUCCAGCAUUUCGCUGCAUGGCAAUAUGAGCUCAUCAGCCAAGCCUGCGAUGGCGAACCCAUCGGCGGGCGUGUACUACGACAUUCCGCAAGUGCCGCGACCCGUCAUCGACCAUCGGCACAAUCCGCUGCUCGACUACGACUUUCCGAUGGCCGCGCUACGACGUGUCGCGCCACCUCCCUGUCCUCCGGAGCCCGACGACGGCCGACACUACUACGACAUCCCGAAGUGGGGCGCCGGUGGCGCCCCCCUCCCUGCGACCCUGUCCAGCAAGCAGCAGUUGCGGCUCAGCAUCCCCGACAUACCCGCACCUCCUGUGCCCGAUGACUGAGCGUCCUGCUGGUCGGGAGCGUUCUCGGGCCGCCCAUGGGGAGGCGUAGGACCCAGCUUAGACGAGCAGCUUGAAUGGGGGGUAGCAUCUGUAAUGUCAAGAAGUCCUGUACUGCGUCUGUUCGCCACCUUUGACUGUCGACAGUGACGCUGAGAAGCGAGCAUUGAGUGUUUAGCUGUCGGCGUUGUGCUGCCGCAUUUCAGAAAAUUUUACCAGAUUGGGCAGGCAGAUUAGAUGGUCUAUGCAUAUUUCUUGGUUAGACAGUGAUAUCGUUUCAGAAUCAUCACAAAAAGAAAAGGUGAAAAAAAAAGCCUGUCAACUGCUAGCAGGAUUUUUUUUUCCCUCUGAAAGGUCCUUCAUUCGCGAGAAUGACGAAUGAAUCCAAAAGUAACUGUGGAUGUUCCUUAUCACGCAGCUCUUCUAUGCGCGGCGUCUCUGAUGGGCAUGUUCUCUCUUUCAAGGAGAGGUUGUAUUGUAUGUGUCGGUCGAUGUUUGUUGUUUCUGUUUUGUAUCACCACCGAUCACGGAACUUUAUUCUUUUUAAGAAGGAAGCUGUGGCUUGUUUGCUUUUAGGUUGCUUUCUGCUCAGAUACCUUUGUGCCAUUUUUGCACUUGUUAACAGACAGCACUGCCACAGUUCACUUCUCUUGACUGCUCGUCUGAUGCUUGACCCGGUUAUUGCCGGCCACUGACAAUACCGAAUUGUCAGCCUUAAGCUUUAUUCCCGAAUUCCUGUUGCCUUCAACGUAGGAAUCCACCUGCACCUAAAAGCAAGCGAGCUGAGGAAGUGGAUAUUAGGUGAACAGGCUAAAACUCGCUGCGUGCACGUGCAGAUUACAUGCCUUUCGAAACAGUCCCCUUCAGUGUUUAAUCAAAUGGCUGGACAGCUUGCCAUUUGGCCUAAAUGCCGCUGCAAGAGAAAGAGAAAAGAUGACCGUGUAAUUAUUUUUAUAUGUUUGUUUAAAGUUGAGUGAACCUGUACUCGUUAGUUUAGCCCGAACUAUUUCGAACUGAACAGUUUACAUAUAGGUGUGCUGAGGUCUGAAAUUGCAUUAUUGUGCCUUUUGCAUUGUGCGCAAAAAAAGUGCCAAAUCAAUUCAUGUACCACAUAGUUAUGCUUGCAAGCGUCUAGACACAUUGCCUGUACGCUUCUGCGAACAUGGGGAUGAUGAUAGUGGAAUACGUACGCCUUAAUAUUCACGUGCACACUUACCUCUAACGCAAGCUACAGACACAUGGUAGCAGCUUAUCCUACAGUAGUGAUUAAUGAUUGUGAUGUGACCGAUGACGUGAACUUCAAGUUGUAUUCUCAAGAAUUUUUUCUCAUUACGUCUAUAUUUUUUUUUAAAUUAUCGUAACCAAGGUGCGCCACGUGUGACCAGAAAUUUAGCCGGAUAUCUGAGCACAGCUGCGCAGCGCUUGCUUAAGGGAAUGAAUGCGAUCAAUGCAUCUCCACACUUAUAUAGCAGCUGGCGGAAAGGCGCUCAGUUAUGUUACUUGCGCCAGCAUCAUUGUUGAAUCUGUGCAACGCGCAUGUUACCUCAGGUGUUUCUUGUCAGCGGCUUUCUUUGCCGCUUUGCCGGUAUGUAAUACCUCGAUGAACAUCUAGUCCACAGAGAAACCAAAACGCUGAGAGUCGUGUGCGCUGUUGAAGUGACUGUAUGGCUGCGAGGCGGGAGUAAGUUAUUGUGAUGUUUCAUUUUGCGUGUGUGUGUGUCUUUUUCCCCUCUUCGAGUUCGUAGUCUUAAUUUGGACCAGCAAGCCUCGAUUUGCAUUUGCAGUCCUUCACAACAGUCAUAUUUUGUGAUGGGUGCGGCUUUCUUGCUCACUCUUUGUUUGUCAGCUUGGAGCGAGUGAAUCUUACCUAGCCGGUGUUACUGUUUCAGCGAGUUGCCGCACGCGCAGGAAAGCUAAGCAGGGCGACAGAACCUCAAACAGCUCGAAUGUGACCAAGCGGCCACGCUUUGCCACGGAACAUUCAAGAAUAUUCCUUCAAAUCUAGUUUCGUCUUCCGAUUAGGAAGCACCAAGCUCCUGCCAAAGAAAACUGCAACGCCGUGUGAUGUUAACAAAACGGCACUGCGUAUCUUUAUUCUUCUUUAUAGCUAUACAGGUUAAUCUUGCGGAGUGGCGUUGCUUUUGCCGCCAAUGUUCAAAAGUAAAAGGAAAAGUCUCACGCUCUGUGCCUUUUUUUUAACUAGGAUGCUUAAAAAAGUGCUACGUUUGGGAAAUGCGGAACUGCUAGUGGUUUACGCGCGCUUUUGGCAUCCACCGUGUGCUUUUCAUGCGAGCGCGAGACAAGACGAGCGCUGCUUUCGCCGUGCCUUUGGUUUUCAAAAGUGCAGUGAGUGGGUCGGUAUCGACCAACCGCGCAAGAACUCGCCACCCUUAUUGUCUUAGAUGGGAUGUCGCUGCCGGAGAUUACCGUUUCGCAAGAGCCGCAGACUGUACAGAGUGAGGAUCAAGAUCGUGUUUACGUUGCCUUUCAUUGCGACAUGUACACUAGUUGUCCGCGCCAUAUAUAGUCUUUUCUUUUUUUUUUUGUCGUGUGACUUUAUGGGCAUUGUGCACCACAGUUUAUAAUUUUUAUACCUGCGGCGUGAUCAAGUUUCAUGCAAAUGCAGAAGAUAAAUAUGCGUGAUGAUGUUUCUCGUGUUCUUGAAUAAAUAUAAUAAU
Messenger RNA from Rhipicephalus sanguineus (brown dog tick), 5612 nucleotides. RefSeq lists its product as uncharacterized. The transcript has 15 exons. Gene Ontology annotation, cellular component: cytosol. NCBI's taxonomy places the organism in Eukaryota, Metazoa, Arthropoda, Arachnida, Ixodida, Ixodidae. Bases 43 to 2937 code for a protein of 964 amino acids. The record is from RefSeq and is a predicted model, not a curated record. Gene Ontology annotation, molecular function: transmembrane receptor protein tyrosine kinase adaptor activity; fibroblast growth factor receptor binding.